Molecule: messenger RNA, 2085 nt
Organism: Morone saxatilis (striped sea-bass)
Lineage: Eukaryota; Metazoa; Chordata; Actinopteri; Moronidae
Product: complement factor B-like
Exons: 14
Coding region: 1-1710 (569 amino acids)
Biological process (GO): proteolysis; complement activation
Cellular component (GO): extracellular region
Molecular function (GO): serine-type endopeptidase activity
Source: RefSeq, a predicted model, not a curated record
AUGGCUUUACCCCGGGCAUCUUCUCCCCUCACCACCUCACCCCUGAGUGCCACCCCGACCACCAGCCAAGCCCCUCCCCCUGGAGAUGAUAAUGAGCCUGUCAGUGUCACCAUCACCGUCAAGACCGCGUAUGUGCUACUCUGGAAACCAUCUCGAGCUCAAGGCUCAUCUACACGUGUUUGCUUGCCAAACGGGAAGUGGAGUGGCUCCACUCCCAUCUGUAGCCACGACACAGGGGAUAAUUGUGCUGAUCCUGGUAUCCCACCUGGCGCCUCAAGAACAGGGAAUACAUUUGGAAUUGAUGACACAGUGCGGUACAGCUGCAACGGCAACCAGUUUUUGGUGGGGUCAAGAGAAAGAGUGUGUCAGGGGAACGGCCAGUGGACUGGCAGAGAACCAGCAUGCUACUACAAACACACCUAUGACACUUCACUGGAGGUUUCACAGGAAUUUGGCAGCACAAUCAAAAACACCCUCACCACCUUACAGCCAGUUAAUGACACACAGGAAGGAAGAACAAUCCGGAUUCAAAGAAAUGGGACACUUAACAUGUAUAUCGCAGUGGAUAUUUCUCAGAGCAUCGAAGAGAAAGACAUCCGAGAUGCAAAAGAUGCUGUGAAAAAACUUAUUUCAAAGAUUGCGUCUUUUUCUGUGAAUCCAAAUUAUGAAAUCAUCUUUUUCUCCUCUGUCGUGAUUGAAGUUGUCAACAUUCUUGAUUUUUUUGAAAGAAAACAAGAAGAUAUCCUUGAGAAAUUGGACAGAUUUGAUAAAGGCGAUGCUUCUGGAACAAAUCUGAACACCGUCUUUGAGACCUUCUUGGAGCAAAUGGGCCUUAUAAAGCGGCGGGUUGGUGAAGAUGCUUUUAAGGAACAUCGUCAUGCCGUUAUCGUUUUUACAGACGGUGCUUAUAAUAUGGGCGGUUCACCUUUAGGUACAGUGAAACAAAUAAAGAACAUGGUAUACAUGAACCACACAGUUGAAGGGGAGAAGCACCCAAGAGAAGAUUAUCUUGACAUUUAUGUUUUUGCCAUUGGAGCUGAGAUCUUUGAUGAUGACCUGCAGCCCCUCACAGCUGGGACCGGUGGCAAACAUUAUUUCAGAUUGAAAGACAUUGAAAAUCUACAAGAGACCUUUGAUGAGAUAAUUGAUGAAAAUGAAGUUAAAGGUCUAUGUGGUCUUCAUGUGGAGUAUGAUACAGCUGAGGCCAACGCCAGGAAAAUGUAUCCAUGGACCCGGCAUUUGUUGUUUCCAGAGCAGCUACUGUUAAAAGAACAUAUUGAAAGACUCACUUUCCUGACCAGAACAGAAAACAUAGUAGAUGAAAAAGAUGUCCAUGCUAAGCUUGGCACUAAUAGAGCUGGAUGCAUCAGACAUGCACUACAGGCACCAGGCAUUGACACUGAUGUUGUAACGGACGUUGUGACUGAUAACUUCCUGUGCACUGGUGGUCGGACUCCUUUCAGAGAUCACAUAGCGUGUACAGGUGACUCUGGAGGUGCUGUGUUCAAGAACUACGAGCAUCGCACAAUACAGAUUGCAUUGGUCAGCUGGGGAACAAAGACUCUGUGCAGGGCGGGUGGUGUCGUCGAGUCAGAUGACACCUCCAGAGAUUUCCAUAUUAAUCUAUUCAGAGUUGUUCCUUUUCUUAAAUCUAUCCUUGCAAAUGACGACCAGGAUGAUUAUGCACCACUUACAUUUUUGGAGAGCUAAAUGCAUUUGCAUAGUGUAAUUUGUUUUCCAGUUAAGAACAUACAAUAGCAAAUUGCACAAUUAUAAUAUUAAUAGUUAUCAGUUAUGCUGUUCUGUACUUCAUCAGUCAUCCAGUAUUUUCAGUGAUCAACCAGUAUGUAAAGUUUGUAAUAAAUCAAAAUGAACCUGUGUCUUGGUGUUUUUGAAGAAAAGCUCAUCUAAAUGGUUAACACCCUCGAUCAUGGUAGUAUGGCAGUAUACAGUGAGACGAUAUACACUUGUCUACUGUUAGAGAUUUCACUAUAAUGUUUAUACCGUGCUAUAAAUGUUGCAAUAUUGAGUAUAUGAUUUUUGUACAGUGAUAAUUUACCUUCAUUUGUAAAGGUAAUAAAUUCA